AUGAGGGGUUUCGGUAAGGACCAAGCCCCUGCCAUGAGGUAUGAGGGUAGUACUCUUGCCAUGAGGUUCUGGUUCCUCCUGUCGCCGUGUUCCUUGAACCGUGUUCCUCCUGUCGCCGUGUUCCUCCUGUGUGUUCCUCCUGUCGCCGUGUUCCUCCUGCCGCCGUGUUCCUCCUGCCGCCGUGUUCCUCCUGCCGCGUUUCCUCCUGUCCCCGUUUUCCUCCUGCCGCCGUGUUCCUGCCGCCGUGUUCCUCCUGCCGCCGUGCUGCCCUCGUUCCCCCUGUCGCCGUGCCGUGUAUCCUCGCCUGUGUUUCCUCCGUCGCCGUGUCCUCGUGUUCCUCCUGUCCUGCCUGCCGCCGUGUUCCUCCUGUCGCCGUGUCCGUUCCCCUGUGUUCCUCCUGUCGCCGUGUUCCUCCUGCCGCCGCGUUCCUCCACCGAAAGCCGGGCGGUUGGAGUCCCUUCGGAGUCGCCGAUGGAGCCCGCGGGGUCGUAA
Messenger RNA from Penaeus vannamei (Pacific white shrimp), 492 nucleotides. The record is from RefSeq and is a predicted model, not a curated record. NCBI's taxonomy places the organism in Eukaryota, Metazoa, Arthropoda, Malacostraca, Decapoda, Penaeidae.